Messenger RNA from Alternaria viburni, 4551 nucleotides. RefSeq lists its product as uncharacterized. Gene Ontology annotation, molecular function: phospholipid binding; tubulin binding. Lineage: Eukaryota; Fungi; Ascomycota; Dothideomycetes; Pleosporales; Pleosporaceae. The transcript has 2 exons. Gene Ontology annotation, biological process: maintenance of protein location in cell cortex; dynein-driven meiotic oscillatory nuclear movement; establishment of mitochondrion localization. Gene Ontology annotation, cellular component: mitochondrion; cell cortex. The record is from RefSeq and is a predicted model, not a curated record. Bases 1 to 4551 code for a protein of 1516 amino acids.
AUGGCUACAGCAAAUCCUCCACCGGGCGCGCUCUCGGUGGAGCACCACAAUGGCGCCGACCCCUUCCUCGCCGCACCGCACGACGCCCACCGGCAGCGAUACUCGGCCUUCGACAACUCGCAAUUCUCGCUGUACUUGAACGGAUCACCCCUACAGGCCAAACGCGCUCUACAGGCACACUUGGCAGAGACGACGCGCAGACUGCAGGAGACGUCGCAUCUGGGGAGCGCGCUUGUUCAGCAGAGAAAGGAGCUAGAGGACAAGCUGCACGAGGUCGAGCAGCAGCAGCCAGACAACGACAUCGGGCCAGAGCUGCGCCAGAGGCUGGCCGAGCUAGAAAAGGAGUUCAACGAGGUUGGAAGGGAGACGGCUCGCGCCUUCCUCCCCAAGUCUCGCGUACCCAGUGGCGAGACGGAUCCCACUGCCGGUGGCUCCAUCUACUCCAGCGACGCCAUCCAGUCACCCACCAAAGUGAGCGUUCCGUCGCGGAAGCAGAGGAACCAGCAGCCCAGCCGCAUCAAUGACAUCGCCCUGGCCACCGAAAUCUCCACCUCUUUGCUUUCCCAGCUCAAGGACCUCCAGGCCGUCCUCCUCGAGAAGGAUGACGCCCUCAAGGCGGCUGAUCUGGACCGAUCGCAGCUCGAAAUCGAGGUCGAAGGCUUGUCGCAACGUCUGAGAACAUUGGACGAAAGCGAAUCGCGACUCAAGGACGUCAACUGGAAUCUUGAGACACAGGUUCGCGAGUCGGAAACACAGUUCAAGUCGGCCGCAGACAAGGAGCGAAGCCUCAAUCAUGCCUUGGAUCUCGCACGUACCGAGAGGUCCACUUUGGAGAAGGAGUUGGAAGAUUUGAAGCAGAUGUAUACCAAGCUCAACGACGAUCACAUCAACAAGACCAAGCAGCACGAGACGGAGCUCUCUAGCCUGCGGCGAGUCGCGGCCAUGACGGAGACGGAAAAAGGUGCAAUGCAGCGCAAGGUCGAAGAGCUCAUGACAAAGAAUCAAGAGCUGGCUCAAGCUGUCGCUUACCGCGCACGAUCAGAGCAUCGUGGCCGAUCUGACAGAUCGUCUGAUGACGAUCGUGGUGUCAGGCAGCAAUCUCAAACGCCUGAACACUCGCCUGAACCGUCUCCAAGCAAGGCCACUCCGCGCCACGGUAUGCUCGAAUCGGAAACACUCAAACAUUCGCUUCAACACGCCCACCGCAUGAUUCAGCAACUCAAGAACAAUAUCCAUCGCGAAAAGACCGAAAAGAUCGAACUGAAGCGCAUGCUCCAAGACGCUCGUGAUGAAGUAGACGCUACCCGCGCUCAAGUUGGACCUGGUAGCGCAAGCAAGCGAAGGAAGAGCGACAAGGAUGCUUUCAAGAAACCCGCUCGACCAGAUCGUCUUGGGGCCUUGCGCAACGUGUCGCACGAGAUUGUAGAAGACGACGAGUGGGAAGAGCAAGAGGCCGUGCCCGACACCCCAAGUCGGCCACCGCACCCAUCCAACUCUGUACCCGGCUCCUUUCCAAAUGCACUCAGCUCCGUCGCGGGAACGAGCGCAUACGAAAACCUCGACACUGCCAACGAAACCUCAGAUGCUGCUUUCGAGACUGCCAACGAACGCGACGGUAUGGCAACUGAGUCCGACGCAUUCCAAACCGGAGCCGAGACCCUCGACGGAGACAGCAGCGACCAGCUGACUGAGACCGAGGCCGGCCCUUCCAACUCUGCUGCCCGGCGUAGUCGACCCUCAAUCUCACAAGCUGGUCGCAUCAAUUCCUACCGCAGCACUGCUUCUGCCUCUGGCGAUGAAUACGAUUCCGAUUUCAGGACUCCUCUUCACCACAAGACUUCGCGCUUUACGUUAAGAGCUAGAGACAGCAGUUCGCGGAGAUCGACGCCGAGAGGGUUAGAUUUCUUUGCAGGUACGCCCCCAGCGUCAAGAGACUCGCCCGCGGGCUACGUCAGCAGCAGCAACGAGAACACUCCCGCCCAAGGCAAGAGUCUAUUGGCAGAACUCAACGACCUGAGUGGCGAUGACGAUGAUGCUAGUUCCAUCGAGGGAUCACCAAGUCGAUCCAGUGUCGUAUACUCAAGCCAUGCCACGCCAGAUCCACUAAGAAAGGCUGUUCUCGGAAGGUCGCUUCUUCAACCCGAUGCUCCCAGGCCAACUAUGGUUGAUUCGGGCACGAUGACCGAACAGGAUGCCCGCGAGCCUAUUUCCAUAUCCUCUAUAUCGAGUCAGAACACAGAACCGUAUGCUGCUCGCUUGCCUACAUUACAAGUCUCUGCCCUGCAUUCGCAAGGCACAAGCCCGCGAGCUUUGCCUCGUCAAAAUCUCGACGUCUCCAUGGUCACCUCACAAGACAGUGAACCCAAGCUUGCACUUCGGCCAGCCCUUGGCUUCUCUUCCGUCUCCGGUCAUGCUACUAGUCCCCAACCCCCAGAGAUACCUCAGCUGGCUGUGUCCUCUCUUUCAAGUCAGGGGACCGAGCCAACAAUCCCUUCAGCUCCGUUGUUCGCAUUAUCUCCGCUUCAUGCACAAAACACGGCGCCACAUGCCGUACCCACUGCUCCUCUGAAUAUGUCGUCAGUGGCUGUUCAUAGCACCGAGCCUCGCCUUAUUGCUCCUCCUGCUCUUGGGGUGUCGACAGUAUCGUCUCAUGGCACUGAUCCUAUUGUACCAGUGCUGGUGAAGGACAUUACACCUUCUUUGGACAUCUCCUCCAUUUCGCAUCAAACUACGGAGCCGCGGAAGGCGACUGCCCCAACCCUAGUGGCUCCAGCAGGUCUUUUUACGUCUGCUAUCUAUGCACAAUCGACCGAGCCCGCACAACUAGCCGAAUAUGUCUCGACAACGGAGUCAAAUCGAAGCCCUGACGAUAUGCUUCCGGCAUCUCCUGCCCAAGAUAUCGGUCACAGAGAAAAGCGUGCACCACUCCAAAUGUCAAGUUUGUCUGCCCACGAGACUGAGCCUAGAGUCACACCCUACAAGCCGACGUUGUUACAGAUGUCACCUUUGGUGUCUCGCUCGACUGAGCCCAAGGAUUUGCCUCGUGUGGUCCUCUCUGCAUCUUCUACGACAUCGACUAAGUCGACAGUACCCCGCGCGCCGGGAACCACCUUUCCACCUGUCAGUGUCAAUGCCGCCAGUAAGACUCCCCAAACGCCAAUGGCCGAUGGAGCUACACAGACAAUGGUGUCUGCUCAGCAGAUCGACAAGCUGCUGCUUGCUCGAAGUCAGCGAUGGAGUAGUUUGAUAACCACGUCCGGGCUUGAAAAGUCGCUGUCGCCGCCGGAGUCGCCUAGCAAAAAGCAUGUCAAUGAGACAAGUCGAACACCCAAACGCCCAGGCAGUUCGGGGAGCAUGCGCUCUCGCGCUGCAACGCCUCCUCCUCUGCCUUCGGAUCAUAAGGAAGUCAUCGCCGCGGCUUCUCUCAAACCAAUCUCCCCAGGCACAAUGGGCCCGCCUACAAUGCCUGCAUCCGCCUACAAGAAGCGACCGCAUACGCCUACCAUCAAGACUGGUAACAACACUCUCACUCCCAGAACAGGCGGGACCACACCGCGUGUGCGUCGACAGUCACAGCGUAGCGGAGCGUCUUCACCUCUUAGCCGGAGGUCAUCACUAUCUUCGUUUACUUCGGAAAUAGACCAACGCUUCAAUAUUCCAGGGGGGCCGUCUUUUGCUGCCAAUGGAUUGCCACCCGGUGCGACAGAUCCGCGCAUGAUCCAGGCCAUCACUCAGACGAUGAUUGGCGAAUAUCUGUGGAAGUACACUCGCAAGACUGGGCGCGAAGGCAUGUCUGAGAACCGUCACCGGCGUUUCUUCUGGAUUCAUCCUUACACUAGGACACUGUACUGGAGCGACCGAGACCCUCAGAGUGCCGAUAAGACGACAUUGAAGGCUAAGAGCGUAGCCAUCGAAUCUGUUCAAGAAGUCGACGACCCUAACCCUCUACCUCCUGGGCUUCACCAGAAAAGCUUGCUUGUCGUCACACCUGGUCGAUCGAUGAAGUUCACGGCUACAACAGGUCAGAGGCACGAGACGUGGUAUAACGCUCUGAAUUAUCUGUGCCAACGGGUCGACGAGAACGAUCAGCAAAAGUCGCCAACGAAGUCUGAUCAAGACCAGAAGGCAGCUACCGCAGAUGAGAUUCAAGACGAGUUCAAUGGCGGGUAUCGCAGCUCUUCUCGGCAAACAGGCCGUUCAAGAGGCUCGAUGUCCUCAUACGUUACCCGGCGCACAUCAUCCCGCGAUUAUGGCCAAGUGCCCACGAUUCGACAGUCGCAUGUUACACCACAUCGUGCAACCUCGACCGAGCCGCUGGCGCAUGGAUCUGUUUCCAGCCGAAUCAACAGCAUGCUCCGACCCAGCGUCACUGCUUUACGCGGAUCCUUCACUAGUCGGCGAAACAGCAGGACCAGCGCUACAGAGUCGGCCACGUACGAGGAACCCAGCGCGUCCAACAUGGAUCUCAGUCGUGAUAUCCAUGACCAUGUUGAACGUGAUCAUGACUUCAUGCCCAACGUCCGAGCAUGCUGCGAUGGUAAGACCCCUUGA